Molecule: messenger RNA, 1410 nt
Organism: Lasiosphaeria miniovina
Lineage: Eukaryota; Fungi; Ascomycota; Sordariomycetes; Sordariales; Lasiosphaeriaceae
Product: mitochondrial carrier domain-containing protein
Exons: 2
Coding region: 1-1410 (469 amino acids)
Biological process (GO): mitochondrial transmembrane transport
Cellular component (GO): mitochondrion
Source: RefSeq, a predicted model, not a curated record
AUGGCUCCCUUUGGGCCAAGAAGCACAGAGCCCUCAGACGCCCAAAACCACGAAAGAAUAGCCCACGACGGCCAUGGCGACGGCCAUGGCUCCUCUCUUGGCGCGAUACCGAGUGCUUUGCGCCACGUCAAUGACGAGCCUCUACCCGACCCCCUCGAAAUCACGGCCGCCCAGAAGAUGCUCUCGGCGACGUCGGGCAGUUUAUUGACGGGCUUGCUAGUUACGCCUCUCGAUGUCGUGCGUGUUAGGUGGCAAUCGCAGAGCAUUUCGACCGUCGCUCCUGCGCCGCUCCCGGCUGACUUCCAACGCCUCGCCCUGUCGACUCCAAGCGCCUUCCGACCGUCAAAUCUAGGCGUGACGGCAUGCUGCCGCGAGGUCUUCUUCAUGAAUAACACGACUGAGGCAUGCCUCGCCGGCCCGCGCAUCGGCCCCGGCAUCGUCCACAACAGCGGCGGAGUAGAAUGCGCCGUGGAACAGACGCGGCAGCGGGCCUUCACCUCGACCAUCGACGGCCUGCGCAAGAUCGCGCGCAACGAAGGUCUCACAACCCUGUGGCGUGGCCUGUCGCCGACGCUGAUAAUGGCGGUGCCGGCCAAUAUCAUCUACUUCACGGGCUACGACUGGCUGCGAUAUAACACGCGGAGUCCCAUCCAGCGGGCCGCUGUCCGGGACGAAUACGCGCCUUUGGUGGGGGGCGCCCUCUCGCGCGUGCUCGCCGCCACGGCCGUCGGCCCUAUCGAGCUGUUCCGCACUCGUAUGCAGGCCUCCUCGUCCGGCUCGUCCACGGGCAACCACUUGGCCGACACGUUCCGCGACAUCAAGCAGAUGGUGGGCCUGCAAGGCUACUCGGCGCUGUGGCGGGGCCUGACGCUCACCCUGUGGCGCGACGUGCCCUUCUCGGGCAUGUAUUGGUGGGGGUACGAGAUGAUCCGGGGCAAGCUGACCGACGCGCGGGAGCCCUCCAAGAGGGCUAGCAGCGACCCGUUGGAUCUGGAUGUCGCCAGCAACACCACCAUCAGCCGCCAGGCCCGAAGCAGGGCCAGGCGCAACUCGCAGAGCCGCGAGAACCACGCCGAGACCUUCACCGACAGCUUCAUCGCCGGCGCCCUGUCGGGCGCCUUUGCCAGCGUCGCCACCAUGCCCUUCGACGUUGGCAAGACGCGCACCCAGGUCUUCCGCGACACGGGGUCCGCCGCCGCCGCCGCCGUGCCCGAGGAGAGGAGCAUGGCCCGCCUGCUAUGGCAUAUCUUCUCGACCGAGGGCGCGGCCGGGCUGUUCAAGGGCUGGAUUCCUCGAACCCUCAAAGUGGCUCCCGCCUGUGCCAUCAUGAUCAGCAGCUACGAGGUCGGCAAGCGCGCCUUCAGGGGCGUUAAUGAGCGGUCCUUGCUAAAGAACGAGCGCGAGCCUUAG